AUGUUAAACUCAAUCAAUGAAAAAGGAGGCCUGAAUAAGGACAACAUAAUCGAAAAAAUACAAGAGGCAUUAAAGGAAAGAGAUGAAGGUGAGUAUGAAAAAUGGAAGAAAGCUAAAUUUGGUGUAGAUCACUUAUUUACCAAUGGAGGUUCAUUAUUACAUUUGGCUGCUGCAAAUGGCUGUACUAAGAUAGUAAAUGCUCUAUUAGCAAAAGACGCAGAUGUUAAAGCAGCAGACCUAUAUGGACGGACUCCUUUGCAUUUUGCUGCUAAAAAUGGUAAGACAGAUACAGUAAACGCUCUAUUAGAACACAAGGCAAAUGUUGAUGUAAAAGAUAGGUUUGGAUAUACUCCUUUGCAUAGGGCUGCUCAAAAUGGUCAUGUUGAGAUAGUAAAAACCCUAAUAGACAAUAAUGCAGAUGUUUACGCAAAAGAUAACGGUGGAUGGACUCCUUUGCAUUUGGCUGCUGAAAAUGGUAAGACAGAUACAGUAAACGCUCUAUUAGACAGAGGUGCAAAUGUUAAUGCAAAAGAUAAGAAUGGACGGACUCCUUUGCAUUGGGCUGCUCAAAAUGGUGAGACAGAUACAGUAAACGCUCUAUUAGACAGAGGUGCAAAUGUUAAUUUAGUAGAUAACGACGAUGGAUGGACUCCUUUGCAUUGGGCUGCUCAAAAUGGUAAGACAGAUACAGUAAACGCUCUAUUAGCAAAAGACGCAGAUGUUAAAGCAGCAGACCUAUAUGGACGGACUCCUUUGCAUUUUGCUGCUGUCUUUGGUCAUACUGAGACAGUAAAAGCUCUAUUAGAAAGAGGUGCAAAUGUUAAUGCAAAAGAUAAGAAUGGACGGACUCCUUUGCAUUGGGCUGCUCAAAAUGGUGAGACAGAUACAGUAAACGCUCUAUUAGACAGAGGUGCAAAUGUUAAUUUAGUAGAUAACGACGAUGGAUGGACUCCUUUGCAUUGGGCUGCUCAAAAUGGUAAGACAGAUACAGUAAACGCUCUAUUAGCAAAAGACGCAGAUGUUAAAGCAGCAGACCUAUAUGGACGGACUCCUUUGCAUUUUGCUGCUGUCUUUGGUCAUACUGAGACAGUAAAAGCUCUAUUAGAAAGAGGUGCAAAUGUUAAUGCAAAAGAUAAGAAUGGACGGACUCCUUUGCAUUGGGCUGCUCAAAAUGGUGAGACAGAUACAGUAAACGCUCUAUUAGACAGAGGUGCAAAUGUUAAUUUAGUAGAUAACGACGAUGGAUGGACUCCUUUGCAUUGGGCUGCUCAAAAUGGUAAGACAGAUACAGUAAACGCUCUAUUAGCAAAAGACGCAGAUGUUAAAGCAGCAGACCUAUAUGGACGGACUCCUUUGCAUUUUGCUGCUGUAAUUGGUCAUACUGAGACAGUAAAAGCUCUAUUAGAAAGAGGUGCAAAUGUUAAUGCAAAAGAUAAGGGUGGACGGACUUCUUUGCAUUUGGCUGCUCAAAAUGGUAAGACAGAUACAGUAAACGCUCUAUUAGCAGUAAACGGUAUAGAUGUUGAUGCAAAAGAUCAGAAUGAAAGGACUCCUUUGCAUUUUGCUGCUAAAAAUGGUAAGACAGAUACAGUAAGCGCUCUAUUAGCAGUAAACGGUAUAGAUGUUGAUGCAAAAGAUCAGAAUGAAAGGACUCCUUUGCAUUUUGCUGCUGUCUUUGGUCAUACUGAGACAGUAAAAGCUCUAUUAGAAAGAGGUGCAAAUGUUAAUGCAAAAGAUAAGGGUGGACGGACUUCUUUGCAUUUGGCUGCUCAAAAUGGUAAGACAGAUACAGUAAACGCUCUAUUAGCAGUAAACGGUAUAGAUGUUGAUGCAAAAGAUCAGAAUGAAAGGACUCCUUUGCAUUUUGCUGCUAAAAAUGGUAAGACAGAUACAGUAAGCGCUCUAUUAGCAGUAAACGGUAUAGAUGUUGAUGCAAAAGAUCAGAAUGAAAGGACUCCUUUGCAUUUUGCUGCUGUCUUUGGUCAUACUGAGACAGCAAACGCUCUAUCAGAACACAAGGCAAAUGUUGAUGUAAAAGAUAGGUUUGGAUAUACUCCUUUGCAUUGGGCUGCUAUGCAUGGUAAAACAGAUACAGUAAAAGCUCUAUUAAAAGAAGGUGCAAAUGUUAAUGCAGCAGACCAAGAUGGAUGGACUCCUUUGCAUUUGGCUGCUGAAAAGGGUUAUACUGAGAUAGUAAAAGCUCUAAUAAAAAAAGGUGCAAAAGUUAAUGCACAAGAUAAAAAUGGAUAUACUCCUUUGCAUUUUGCUGCUGCAAAUGGCUGUACUAAGAUAGUAGAUGCUCUAUUAGCAGUAGACGGUAUAGAUGUUAAUGCAGAAGAUAAUGGUGGACUGACUCCUUUGCAUCUUGCUGCUAGAUAUGGUGAGAUAGAUACAGUAAAAACCCUAAUAAAAAAAGGGGCAAGUGUUAACGCAGCAGAUAAACUGCAACAGACUCCUUUGCAUUUGGCUGCUAGAUAUAGUUAUACUUAUGGCCAUACUAGGGUAGUAGAAGUUUUAUUAGCAAAAGGUGCAAAUCCUUUACUAAAAAGCGAUGACGGAAAAACUGCAAGGAAACUUGCUUUGCAAGAGGGUAACGAAGAAAUUGCUAAACUUUUAAAAGAAGCAGAAGCAGAAGAAGAAAAAGAAAAAAAUUUACGUUCGGCUGCUGGAAGUGCAAAUCAUCAAAUCUCUGAUCGAGAUAUAAAGCGUGUAAUCUUCCAAACGUUUGAAAAAUACAUUGAGGAGAACGUCAUUAUUCACAAUAUUCCACUAAGGUAUCAUUUGGAUGAUAUGGUUGACAUAAGAGAGGUAAGAGGACUGUAUGGGAAAAGACUAUCCGCUGAUGUUAAUGUUGUCACAGCAUCUCGUCCUGCAUUGACUAAUAUUGAAAGUUGCAUAGCAAACAGUGAAGGACUGAGCAUGGCUGGUUGUAUAACAUCUUCAUAUUCUGCUGGACUGGCUUGCCUGAGUGAAGAUGAAAAAGAACUUGGCACUGCGAUUAUUGACAUAGGUGGCGGGUACACUGCGAUUGGAGUUUUUAAAAUGGGAAAGUUAGUAUAUGCAAAAAGCAUCCCUAUUGGUGGAGUUCACAUUACUAGAGAUAUCGCUUAUGGAUUAUGUACAAGCAUAGAAAACGCAGAACGUAUUAAAAUACUUUAUGGCAGUACUAUUGUAACUUCUAUAGAUGAAAAUGAACGCAUUACUGUGCAGAGCAAUGAAAAUGACGAGCCAAUCCAGGUACUAAAAUCUGAGCUCAUUAACAUCAUCAGGCCAAGAGUAGAAGAAAUACUCGAAAUUGUAAAAGAACAGCUCAAUAGUCAAAAAGAUCCAGUUAAUAAGAUAGUAAUUACAGGAGGCAGUAGCCAACUAGCAAGCAUGAAAGAAAUCGCAGGCCAUGUGCUCAACAG
Molecule: messenger RNA, 3407 nt
Organism: Rhagoletis zephyria (snowberry fruit fly)
Lineage: Eukaryota; Metazoa; Arthropoda; Insecta; Diptera; Tephritidae
Product: serine/threonine-protein phosphatase 6 regulatory ankyrin repeat subunit B-like
Biological process (GO): cell division
Molecular function (GO): protein binding
Source: RefSeq, a predicted model, not a curated record